Messenger RNA from Colletotrichum orchidophilum, 1989 nucleotides. RefSeq names its product SRP54-type protein. NCBI's taxonomy places the organism in Eukaryota, Fungi, Ascomycota, Sordariomycetes, Glomerellales, Glomerellaceae. The record is from RefSeq and is a predicted model, not a curated record. Gene Ontology annotation, biological process: SRP-dependent cotranslational protein targeting to membrane. Gene Ontology annotation, molecular function: GTP binding; GTPase activity; signal recognition particle binding. The coding region runs from base 1 to 1989 and encodes 662 amino acids. The transcript has 4 exons. Gene Ontology annotation, cellular component: signal recognition particle receptor complex; endoplasmic reticulum membrane.
AUGUUGGACACGUUCGAGAUCCUGACCACCUCCGGGGUGGUCCUCUGGUCUCGGACCUAUGCGCCGGUCAACCCAUCCGUGAUCAACAACUUCAUUGCCGACGUCUUCAUUGAGGAGAAGGGAGGCGCUGCCUCCAGUCAGUCCGCUGCCAGCAACCCCCCAUACAAGCGCGACCAGCACACACUACGAUAUACGUUUGUCAAGGAACUGGGUGUCAUCUUUGUGGCCGUUUAUAGAUCACUCCUCCACCUUUCAUGGAUUGACAAGCUCGUCGAUAACAUCAAGACCAUCUUCGUAGAUCUGUAUGGAGAGCAAUUGACGAAGCCUCACACGACAGUGGUCGAAUGCCACAAGUUCGAUGAGUACUUUGAUCAGCAGGUUAGGGAACUGGAGACGGCGGGAUCAAAGGGCGACUCAAACGUCUCAGAAGCCGACUUCACAAAGGAGGAGAAGACGCUGUCUGGAAAUCUCGGCGAUGACCCGCCCCUCCCUCCGGGUCUGCAUUAUAGGGGUCGCGGUCUGAACAGCGCAAACGAAACCUCGAACGACUCGACCCCCAUCGCGACGCCUACUACCUCUCGACCCUCGACUCCCGGAACCGGCGGUGUAUUAGUAGGCAAGGCGGGCCCCGUCGCCAAGAUGUCACGUCGCGCGCGCAAGGCGGGCAACUCUGCGCCGCUUUCUUCUGGCGACGAGUCCGCCGGCAGAAGGCCCAAGGCCGCGACGAGGUCAUCGACAAAGAAGGGCCGCAAGUGGGACGCAGACGGCAUGGCGGACGAGGAGGACGACGUGGUGCUCGACUACUCGGCUGCUCCGAAGUCGGGGACGAGCGACUCGGAAGCCGAGACGACCGCCCGCUCCUCCGCCGUCGAGCACGUCGAUCACACGACAUGGGGGUCCAAGACGUCAAAGGGUCAAUUCGUGCUGAAGGAUCUAGACGACGAGGUUCAUAACAUCCUCGCCUCGGCGCAGGCCAAGAACGACUCCUCCAAGACGGAAGCCUCGGGCGGACUUAUCGGAUCCGGCCUGAGCACGAUUGGAGGCCUCUUCCGCAAUGUGGUCGGUGGCAAGACCCUCUCGAAGCAGGACCUCGACAAGGCGAUGAAGGGCAUGGAGGAGCACCUUCUCAAGAAGAACGUUGCGCGCGAAGCCGCGGUACGGCUCUGCGAGGGCGUCGAGAAGGAGCUCCUGGGUGCCAAGACGGCCAGUUUCGAGAGCAUCAACGCCAAGAUCCAAGCCGCCAUGGAGGCGUCCUUGACGAAGAUGCUCACCCCGACCUCCUCCCUCGACCUCCUCCGCGAGAUUGACGCCAUUACCGCCCCGCCGGCGACUUCCCUCCGUAAAGCUCGUCCCUACGUCAUCUCCAUCGUUGGCGUCAACGGCGUCGGCAAGUCCACCAACCUGUCCAAGAUAUGCUUCUUUCUCCUGCAGAACAAGUACAAGGUCCUCAUCGCCGCCGGCGACACCUUCCGCUCCGGCGCCGUCGAGCAGCUCGCCGUGCACGUCCGUAACCUCAAGGAGCUCACCGUCCGCGAGGGCGGCCGCGUCGAGCUGUAUCAAAAGGGCUACGGCAAGGAUGCCGCCACUGUCGCCCGGGACGCCGUGGCCCACGCCGCGCAGGAUGGCUUCGACGUCGUCCUCAUCGACACCGCUGGGCGCAGACACAACGACCAGCGUCUCAUGUCCUCCCUCGAGAAGUUUGCCAAGUUUGCUCAGCCCGAUAAGAUUCUCAUGGUCGGUGAGGCCCUCGUCGGCACAGACUCCGUAGCCCAAGCCCGCAACUUCAACGCCGCCUUCGGCUCCGUCCGCACCCUCGACGGCUUCAUCAUCUCCAAAUGCGACACCGUCGGAAACAUGGUUGGCACCCUCGUCAGUCUCGUCCACGCCACGAAUGUGCCCGUGCUCUUUGUCGGCGUCGGCCAGCACUACUCUGACCUACGCAACUUUUCCGUAAAGUGGGCCGUCGAGAAGCUCCUGAGCAGUUCUUGA